CAACAUUUUUGCCCAUUCACUCAACCGUCUCCAUGAUUUAGACUAUAAGAUUCCAAAUAUCUCUUAACUACUUAACACAGUACAACAUCUUGACCUCAAAAUCUUUCGUCAUUCCGAAAUUCGCUGCAUUGCAACCCCCUUGAUCACAUUCCACACCAGGCUAUCAAACCUCGCCGCUCAAGGCUACCAAACUUUACAAUGCGAGCACGUCUACGUGCCCCAGGAGGAGCUUCAACAAUCACACUCCCAAACGACGCAACAGUAGGCGACCUAAUAACCCAAAUAAUUGAAAAGACAUCCAUCACCAAAUUCGACAUCAAGUACGGCUAUCCACCCCAACCCCUGCGUUUAGAGCAGCAAGAAAAGUCCCUACCGUUGAGCCAGCUCGACAUAAAGCUAGAUGGUGAACAACUCACGAUUAGUCCUCGAGAUGACGGGGUCGAGAAGGAGACCAAUAGCAAGCAAGAGAGCGUUACACCCGCAAACAAGGUAGCAUCGAAGGCUGGCGGGCCGUCUACCUCAACGUCAUCUAGAUUUUCCUUUACCGGAGCUUCUUCUGAAAGUAUUGAAAAGUCGGAACAGAAGAAGGAGAGGAAACAAGUAUCAUUACAACGAAAAGCCAUGGAAGGAGACGUUCCAGAACUACCAUUACCGGAGCGUGGCGCUACACUAGUCCUCAGAGUAAUGCCAGACGACAAUAGCUGUCUAUUUCGCGCCUUCGGAGCAGCAGUUCUCCCAGGAGACGAUCUCACCAUGACCGAACUCCGUUCCCUAGUAGCAGCCGCAAUCCAAGCCGAUCCAGAAACCUACUCGCAAGUAGUCCUAGAGCAGAAGCCAGACGACUACUGUCGCUGGAUCCAAACCCCCGACGCCUGGGGCGGCUUCAUAGAACUCGGUAUCCUAGCCAAACACUUCGACAUCGAAAUCUGCAGCAUCGACGUCCAGACUCUCCGAGUAGAUAAAUUCAACUCCGACCGCCCCACCCGCUGCAUCCUCGUCUACUCCGGCAUCCACUACGACACGAUCGUGCAAUCGCCCUCGGAACCACCGCACCUAACAUCCACCAACCCACCCGAAUUCGACGUCCGAGUCUUCGACAACGCCGACGACUACAUUCUGCAGAAAGCCCUCGAACUAUGCAAGAAACUGCAGGCGAAGCAUUAUUUUACUGAUACGGGGGGCAUGGCUAUAAAGUGCAACAUCUGUGGCGUGGUGGUGUAUGGGGAGGGGCAGGCGGCCGGGCAUGCGGGGCAGACGGGGCAUUAUGAUAUGGCGGAGGUGAGAAUGUUGGGUGGUAAAUAGAUUUUCUUGUGGGUUGGGGCUGGGUGGUGGUUGGCUAUAUGGGUACUGAUCAUAGCGUGGGUUUUUUCAUUUUGUUUCUGGACAAGGAUGUGGUUGUACUCAUUUUAUGGAGCAUGCAUGGCCUUAUGACACCCUUUCUUGUCAUGGGAGGGCAAAUUGACCCCUAUUUUCUAGCGAGAUCUCACAGAAAUGAAAAGUGUCAAAUCACUAGGACUGCUUAGCAAUACAAAGAGC
Mollisia scopiformis is the source of this 1536-nucleotide messenger RNA. RefSeq names its product zinc finger protein. NCBI's taxonomy places the organism in Eukaryota, Fungi, Ascomycota, Leotiomycetes, Helotiales, Mollisiaceae. Gene Ontology annotation, biological process: endoplasmic reticulum unfolded protein response; protein deubiquitination. The transcript has 3 exons. Bases 199 to 1302 code for a protein of 367 amino acids. Gene Ontology annotation, cellular component: nucleus; cytosol. The record is from RefSeq and is a predicted model, not a curated record. Gene Ontology annotation, molecular function: cysteine-type deubiquitinase activity.